Messenger RNA from Anneissia japonica, 1288 nucleotides. RefSeq lists its product as uncharacterized. Gene Ontology annotation, biological process: interstrand cross-link repair. Gene Ontology annotation, cellular component: Fanconi anaemia nuclear complex. Lineage: Eukaryota; Metazoa; Echinodermata; Crinoidea; Comatulida; Comatulidae. The transcript is spliced from 8 exons. The record is from RefSeq and is a predicted model, not a curated record. Bases 59 to 799 code for a protein of 246 amino acids.
ACUUCCGGAAAGUGUCCAGACACGCGCGAGAGAGUGUCAAAAGACAUUUCUAAAAGCCAUGAACGAAAUUGUUAAAAAUGCGCAGUCGUUCAUUGAGGUACUUCAGAAUAGUCGGGCUAUUGAUGUCAAGUACUGGGACUCCAUAGGUCUACAGAGGGCGCUCCAGUGGGCUAAAUACUGUGAAGAGGUAUACAUAAAACUGAAAGACAAACCAAAAGCAGUUGAGCAGAUAAACAAAAAGUUGAAGCUCAUUUGUUGUUUACCGGGAGCAUCGAUUGGUGAUGAUAUCAUCAGUGUACAAGAUCUUAGCCAAUCCCAGAGACUCUUACUUAAGAAUUUGAUUCAGAACCGCUAUUUACCUAGCUGUCUCUUUGGAGAGGUUUUAGAGCAGUAUACUCAUUUAGCAGAGGAUAGUGGUUCCUCAGGAUUUGACCAGGUCAUUCAAGAUGCCAGCGAGUGCAUUCAAGCUAAGUCAAGUCAAAUGUAUUUACAUCAAAAUAUGCGGGAAAACUUUCAAAUGAAAGAAGAGCAUUCAGACAUUCUAAAUGCAAGACUUCUGAAACGGUUCCUUGUUCAUCACCAUAGUAACAGUCCUUGUACACAAAAGUCAAAUGAGUAUUUGGAGCAAGUAUUACAUAGUGUUGCAUCACAGCCAAGAGGCAUGCGUAUGAUUGCAAUGACAAUUUCAAUGCCUACUGAGACGGAUGAAGCCAGAUUACAAGUUACUGCAUGUGAACAGUUUGUAUUUGACUGGAUUAAAAAAAAUAAAGCAAAGUAUAUACUCCAACAGAGGGAGUAAGUUCAAAAGGACUAUUAGCACCAUCAUAAAGGCCUAUAUAUUUGACUGGAUUCAAAAGAUCAAGUGACAUCAUACACCAACUGAGGGAGUAAGUUGAGAGGGAAAAGUAGCCAUACCAUAUCAGAAAGUCCAGUCAUGGUGAAGAUUUAAAGAGAGUGUGUCUUCUUGUGUAAUGGAUGGAAUUUCUACAAUGAAAAUCGGCCUACUGUAAUUGUUUAUUCAGUUUCCAUGACAUUACGAUUCCGGAGCAAUUAUUUGUCAUUUUUGUAUAAACAUUAAACAGAAGAUUGUGCAAGACAUUACAGUAGUUACAAAGAUUAUCAAUUUUAUUUACAGAAAUUGUUUUCAAACAAUGAAACACUUACAAAAUUGCUUGGAGCAGAAACAUCAAAUUGCAUAGUAUAUCAAAUGCAUAUGCACCAUUAAUUGAUUGAUUAAAUUAAAAUACAUUGCCCCAAAGAAAGUAUUAAAUUCAUAAAUAUUAAUAAA